AUCAUCUAUUUCCAUAUUUAUGUCUUCAUUUUUAGAUUCAUAAUCUAAUUUAUUUACAAACUGUGAUCUCAAACAAUUAUCCUUCAAAAUGAUGUCCUUAAGCCCAAUCUCAAUUUAUAAUGCUGGAGCAGAUGAAGAAAAGGCAGAAACCGCAAGAUUGUCUUCAUUUGUUGGAGCAAUUGCUAUCGGUGAUCUCGUGAAAUCAACGCUAGGUCCAAAGGGAAUGGAUAAAAUAUUGAUGAGUGCCGGACGUGAAGGAUUGGAACCUGGCAUCACUGUUACAAACGAUGGAGCAACAAUAUUAAAAGCUGUCGGAGUUGAUAAUCCUGCUGCUAAAGUCUUAGUUGAUAUGUCCAAAGUUCAAGAUGAUGAAGUAGGAGAUGGAACAACGUCAGUUACUGUGCUUGCUUCUGAGUUAUUGAGAGAAGCAGAGAAGUUGAUUUCACAGAAGCUUCAUCCACAGACGAUCAUCGCUGGUUGGAGAAGAGCGACAGAUGCUGCAAGAAAAGCUUUAUUAGAUUCCACUAUCGAUAAUGGAAAUGAUCCCGUCAAAUUCCGUGAAGAUCUGAUGAAUAUUGCUAGAACAACUUUGAGCUCAAAACUUCUGACACAACAUAAAGAUUUCUUUGCAAAGAUGGCCGUUGAUGCUGUUCUGAGACUAAGAGGAAGUGGAAACUUGGAAGCUAUUCAAAUUAUCAAGAAGCUUGGAGGAACCAUGACAGAUUCAAAAUUGGACGAAGGAUUUAUUCUUGAUAAAAAAAUUGGAGUCAAUCAACCGAAACGGAUCGAAAAUGCUAAGAUUUUGCUCGCUAAUACGGCAAUGGAUACUGAUAAAAUUAAGAUUUUUGGUUCCAGAGUUCGAGUCGAUGGUACAGCAAAAGUUGCUGAAAUAGAACUCGCAGAAAAACAGAAAAUGAAGGAAAAAGUCGACAAGAUUAUCUCUCACAACAUCAGCUGUUUCAUUAAUAGACAACUCAUCUACAAUUACCCUGAACAAUUGUUUGCUGAUCAAGGAGUGAUGGCGAUCGAACAUGCAGAUUUCGAAGGAAUUGAACGCCUCGCUCUUGUUCUCGGGGGAGAAAUCUGCUCGACUUUCGAUCGUCCAGACCUUGUGAAAAUCGGAACUUGUAAAUUAAUUGAAGAAAUUAUUAUCGGCGAAGAUAAAAUGAUCAAAUUCUCAGGUGUUGAAAAAGCUGAAGCAUGCACAAUCAUCCUUCGAGGAGCGACUCAACAAAUUUUAGAUGAGUCAGAACGCUCUCUUCACGAUGCGCUGUGUGUUUUGUCACAAACGGUUAAAGAAACAAGAACUGUGUUUGGAGGUGGCUGUUCAGAGGCAAUUAUGGCUCAGGCAGUUGAUGAAUUGGCGGCGAGAACUCCCGGGAAAGAAGCAAUGGCAAUCGAAUCGUUUGCAAGAGCAUUGAGACAGAUUCCUAUGAUCAUAGCUGACAAUGCAGGAUAUGACAGUGCUGAGCUUGUUUCACAACUAAGAGCAGAACAUACAUCUGGAAAGAAGCAUGCUGGGCUUGACAUGAACCAGGGAACUGUUGGUGACAUGAAAGAACUUGGCAUCACUGAAUCCUUCCAAGUGAAACGACAAGUGCUGAUGAGCGCUUCGGAGGCCGCAGAAAUGAUUCUCAGAGUUGAUGACAUCAUAAGGGCUGCUCCGAGACAAAGAAGACCAGAUCACCCUCACUGAUUUAACAAAUUGUGUAGUCCCAGAGAGUCUAUGUGAUGUCACAGUGUGUGUUUACUGUUCCAUUGUUCAACAAUGUCAUCAGUGUGUUUUGCAUGAUCUUCAUUUGUAUGCCAGAAAUAAUAAAAAUACAACCAUUUUGUAGCU
Molecule: messenger RNA, 1840 nt
Organism: Styela clava
Lineage: Eukaryota; Metazoa; Chordata; Ascidiacea; Stolidobranchia; Styelidae
Product: T-complex protein 1 subunit beta-like
Biological process (GO): protein folding
Cellular component (GO): chaperonin-containing T-complex; cytosol
Molecular function (GO): ATP-dependent protein folding chaperone; ATP hydrolysis activity; ATP binding
Source: RefSeq, a predicted model, not a curated record